Molecule: messenger RNA, 664 nt
Organism: Haliaeetus leucocephalus (bald eagle)
Lineage: Eukaryota; Metazoa; Chordata; Aves; Accipitriformes; Accipitridae
Gene: GRAP
Product: GRB2-related adaptor protein
Exons: 5
Coding region: 1-654 (217 amino acids)
Molecular function (GO): protein binding
Source: RefSeq, a predicted model, not a curated record
AUGGAGUCGGUGGCUUUGUACAACUUCCAGGCGACGGAGAAGGACGAGCUGCCUUUUCAGAAAGGGGAUACCCUGAAGAUCCUCAACAUGGAAGAUGACCAGAACUGGUACAAGGCUGAGCUGUAUGGCUGCGAGGGCUUCGUCCCCAAAAACUACAUCAAGGUCAAGCCGCAUCCGUGGUACGCGGGCAGGAUCUCCCGGCACCUGGCAGAGGAGCAGCUCCUCAAGCGCAAGCACCUGGGAGCCUUCCUGAUCCGCGACAGCGAAAGCACCCCGGGGGAGUUCUCCAUCUCCGUCAACUACGGGCAGCACGUCCAGCACUUCAAGGUGCUCAGGGAGAGGAACGGCAAAUAUUUCCUCUGGGAGGAAAAGUUCAACUCCCUCAACGAGCUGGUGGAUUUCUACAGGACAACCACCAUUGCCAAAAAGCAGCAGAUCUUCCUCCGGGAUGAGGACCAGACCCAGGAGGUGAGAAGACCCAAAUUCGUGCAAGCCCAGUUCGACUUCUCGGCCCACGAUGGCUCCCAGCUGCCCUUCCUCCGUGGGGACAUCAUUGAGGUCCUGGACUGCCCAGACCCCAACUGGUGGCAGGGGAAGAUCUACGGACGCGUCGGCCUCUUUCCCCGCAACUACGUCCACCCCAUCCGCAAGUGAGCUGCCGCUG